AUGGAGACCAAAGAAGCAGCCAGCAUCACGGUCCACUUUGUCACCUUUGCAGUUUGGUUAUUCCCACAGUUUCAGCAAACCACGGCCCACUACAAGGAAUCCUGUAGCUUCAAAGAAACAGGAGCCAAUGGGGAGACGAACUACUCUCCCACGGCCACUCGCAGUCACAAAGAAUCCUUGUCUCAGAGGCUGCCAUUCGGCAAUGGACCCUGGCAUCAACAGAUGUGCCCAAAGGUUUUUUACAGACAACAGGCAGAGACAGGCAAGGCCUUCAGGGACGUAUCCUUCGCCCUAUCACAGCAAGGAAAUGAAGCGCUCAGUGAAGAGUGGUCCUCUGAUGACAUCGGGGGUGCGGCGCGGGUUCAGCGAUGGGCACCCAGGGCCUCAUCUCCAAUCCCGGCUCGAUCCGCUGCGUCGACCCCUCAAGAUGCCCGUUGCAGCUGGUCAAGUGUCCGGCAUCCUAGGGUGGCAAGUGGUCUUGAGGGCUUUGAGGGCUAUAAUGCGAAAUCCACUGAGGUAUGCCUUUGCAUCACUGCAACAUUCAGUGAGACUCAAGUUGCUCAUAGCAGGUUGCCCGCUGACGCUCAGCGUUCGUUUCGUGAAAUGAUCCUUGCCUUGUUGCUCUGUGGUGUGGCAUAUGGGCUUCGCUCGGAAGGGACCGAGGCUCAUACCUUGCCUGAACUCACCUACUACCAGGAACUCUGUGUAGCGCCCGAUGCUGAUAAGAGAACAAUUAAGAAAGCCUACAGGAAACUUGCUUUGAUCUGGCAUCCAGACCGAAAAACCGGCGAGGAGGAAAAGUUCAAAAGGAUUUUGAAGGCCUAUGAGACACUGACGGAUGAAGGGGCGCGCUUGGAGUACGACGACACUUUGAGAUCUUUGAGCCAGCCUGAAGGUGGCUGUGACCAGCUUCAGUGCCCUGGGGGAUCCAAGUGCAAGAGCACCUUGUGCGGUCCAAAGUGUGUUUGUCGCAAAAAGGACAUAGUUAAGGUGAAUGGCAAACGCAUGAAGGUUCGGGUGCCCUUCAUCAAAGGCGAAUGCAUGACCAAGUUGAUGAAGGCUGCGAGUUCGGUUUGCUGCCAGGAAGGUGACGGCAAGCCAGUCCGAGUCCCUCCAGAGUUUCAACCCAUCGAGGAAACGACCACUGAGCUCGAGGAGAUGAAGUGCCCAGAAUCAUGGACGAGAUUGACAGAGGACAAGUGCAAAGAUCGCCCCUACUUGGAUGAAGUCGAUGACGACUGAGGCCCGUCCGACGCGCCCGGUGGACUUCGCAGAGAUUCGUAGAGCGGUGG
Messenger RNA from Cladocopium goreaui, 1292 nucleotides. The record is from the annotation of a GenBank genome assembly. Lineage: Eukaryota; Dinophyceae; Suessiales; Symbiodiniaceae.